Messenger RNA from Trichomonas vaginalis G3, 1461 nucleotides. Its product is annotated as major facilitator superfamily transporter. The coding region runs from base 1 to 1461 and encodes 486 amino acids. The record is from RefSeq and is a predicted model, not a curated record. NCBI's taxonomy places the organism in Eukaryota, Parabasalia, Trichomonadida, Trichomonadidae. The transcript has a single exon. Gene Ontology annotation, molecular function: sucrose:proton symporter activity. Gene Ontology annotation, cellular component: membrane. Gene Ontology annotation, biological process: transmembrane transport.
AUGGCUCCAACUGCAAACGCUAACACUAGCCAAGAUGUCAAGCAAUUCGAUAAUGACAGCAUGGACACAGUCGAGAAGACUGAAGGAAAUAACGGCUGGAUUCCACUCGCAAAGAGAGAUAGAAUUUCUAUCUGGAGAAUCUUCGGUAUUUGUGCAUCAAUGUUCGGUUUCCAAACUGUAUUCACAGUCGUUUUCGGUCUCCUCUCUCCAAUCAUGGACUCAGAAGAUAUCAACAUCCCACAAGUCUACAGAUCACUCAUCUACCUCAUCGGCCCACUUGCCGGUUUCAUCUGCCAACCACUCGUCGGAUACUACAGUGACGCUCUCCACGCAAAGAUCGGCAGAAGAAGACCAUUCAUCAUCACAGGUGCCGUUGGAUCAAUCAUCGGAUUCCUCUUCCUCUACUUCUGCAGAGAAAUCGGUAAGGGAAUCAGCAGCUCAAACCCACGCCCAUGGAGUAUCACAUUCCUCAUCAUUGCUCUCGUCCUCGAUUUCGUUUCUGUUAACCUCCUCCAGGCACCAGCAAGAACAGUCAUCGGAGACCUUAUUCCAAAGUCACAGCAAGUUCUCGGAAACUCAAUCGCUGCUGUCCUCCUCGGUCUCGCUCAGGUUUUCUCUAACUUCAUCGGUGGUUUCAACGUCGCCAAGUACUCAUCACUCAACUACCAGCAGCUCGUCAUCAUCUGCGGCAUCGUUUUCAUCAUAGUCAGUGUAACAAUCACAGUCUUCACAGCUCACGAAGAACAGUUCACAGAUGUCGUCGAAAGACCAAACCCAUUCAUCGCAAUCUUCAGACAGUUCAAGGCAAUGCCAAAGCCAGUAUGGAGAAUCGCUAUCAUCUACUUCUUCUCAUGGAUGGGUUACACAGAGUUCAACAACGAGUGCUCAAGCUACGUCGGAACAGAUAUCUACAAGCUCCGGGGUCUCGACUACGAUGAAGGCGUCCGCUUCGGUCUCAUCAUCAUCGGUGUAUCUUCAAUCCUCGUCAUGGUCUGGUCUUUCGUCCAGGAUAUGAUCAUCAAGUGCAUCGGACUCAAGCUCUCUUACGCUCUCUCUCAGAUCAUCGAAGGUGUCUGCCUCAUCCCAAUCUUCUUCAUCCACAACAAGUGGGCUGCACUCGGACUCCUCACACCACUCGGUAUCGCUUGCUCUGUCUUCAACUCUGUCCCAUACGCCAUCGUCGGCAUGUGCUCAAAGGACGAAGAGAUGGGUACACUCAUGGGCAUCCUCAACAUCUUCGUCGUCGUCGGCCAGCAACUCGCUAACUGGAUCAUCGGCUCAGGCAUCGGCGCAGCAACAAAGGGCAAGAAGGGACCACUCCUCGGCUCUGGAUGCGUAUUCGCUUUCAUCGCUGCUAUCCUCUGCUUCUGGAUCAUAGUCCCAGAACAGAAGCCAGAAUCUCUCGACUUCGAUGACGACAGAGAAGACAUCAACAACGAGAAACCACAAGUUGAAAUCUAA